Molecule: messenger RNA, 309 nt
Organism: Menidia menidia (Atlantic silverside)
Lineage: Eukaryota; Metazoa; Chordata; Actinopteri; Atheriniformes; Atherinopsidae
Source: the annotation of a GenBank genome assembly
AUGCUGCGGUUCAUCCAGGAGGUGAACACCUCGACGCGGUCCUGUGCGCUCUGGGGCCUGCAGGGCGGCGCCGACUACACCGUGCAGGUCCAGUCCAUCAGCAUGUCGGGCAGCAGCCCGCCCAGCCACACGCUGCGCUUCAGGACCCCCAAAGAGGCCGAGACGCAGGCCUCUAAGGGCAAAGUGUUAGUCAUGCUUUUUGUUUUCUUCGGGCCGAACCUCUAUGACUACAGGAUGGAGUGGGAGCUUCAGAAAAGGCAGUACGUUUACUCCGUGACCAGUCACAUGACCGAAAACCAAGAUCUGUAA